AUGAUAUAAUAUAAAAAAUAUUUUAACAAUUUAGAACAAUUUUUAAGCUCUUCAUUUUAAUCGUUUUAGGUUCUGCAUAUUGAUCUGAAUAAAUGUUAUUGGCGAAAUUAAAUUAAUGAUGAAGCUGCAUCAGGCUUAGGUAAUGGUUUAGGAAAGUGCACUAAUCUCUCAAAUUUGACACUUGAUCUGAAGGGAAAUUAAAUAGGAGAUGAAGGUGCUUAAGGCUUAGUUUCUUGUUUAGAAAAGUGCACUAAUCUCUUAAAUUUGACGCUUAAUCUUUAGGGAAAUUCAAUUGGUGAUGAAGGUUUAUCAGGCUUAGGUUAAGGUUUAGAAAAGUGCACUAAUCUCUCAAUUUUGACACUUAAUCUUUAGACAAAUUAAAUUGGUGAUGAAGGUUUAUCAAUAUUAGGUUCUAGUUUAGGAAAAUGCACUAAUCUCUCAAAUUUGACACUAGAUCUUAAGCAGAAUUUGAUUGAUGAAAUUGGUGCAUCAAGCUUAGGUUCUGGUUUAGAAAAGUGCACUAAUCUCUCAAAUUUAACUCUCAAUUUGAUGUCAAAUCAAAUUGGUCCAAUUGGUGCAUCAGGCUUAGGUUUUGGCUUAGGAAAGUGCCCUAAUCUCUAAAAUUUGACACUUGAUAUAACGGGAAAUUAAAUUGGUGAAAUUGGUACUUCGGGUUUAAGUACUGGUUUAGGAAAGUGCACUAAUCUCACAAAUUUAACACUUUAACUAUGGGGAAAUUCAAUUGGUGAUUAAGGUGUAUAAAGUUUAAGUUCUGGUUUAGAAAUGUGCACUAAUCUCUCAAAUUUGACACUUAAUCUUUAGUAGAAUUAAAUUGGCAUAAUUGGUGCAUCAAGCUUAGGUUCUGGUUUAGGAAAGUGCACUAAUCUCUAAAAUUUGACACUUGAUCUAAGGCGAAAUUAAAUUGGCUGUGAAGGUGCAUCAGACUUAGGUUCAGGUUUAGGAAAAUGCACUAAUCUCUCAAAAUUGACACUUGAUCUAUGGUAGAAUUAAAUUGGUGAUGAAGGUGUAUCAGGCUUAGUUUCUUGUUUAGAAAAGUGCACUAAUCUCUCAAAUUUGACACUUUUACUAUGGUCUAAUUAAAUUGAUGAUGAAGGUGCAUUAGACUUAGGUUUUGGUUUAGUAGAGUGCUCUAAUCUCUCAAAUUUGACACUUGAUCUUAGCUAGAAUUAAAUUGGUGAUGAAGGUAUAUCAGACUUAGUUUUUUGUUUAGAAAAAUGCACUAAUCUCUCAAAUUUGACACUUUUACUAUGGUCGAAUUAAAUUGAUGUUUUAGGUGCAUCAAGCUUAGGUUCUGGUUUAGGAAAGUGCUCUAAUCUCUCAAAUUUGACACUUGAUCUAAGGGAAAGCUAAAUUGGUGAUGAAAGUGCAUCAGGCUUAGGUUCUGGUUUAUAAAAGUGCACUAAUCUCUCAAAUUUGACACUUAAACUUUAGCUAAAUUAAAUUGGUGAUGAAGGUACAUCAGGUUUACUUAUUGGCUUAGAAAAGUGCACUAAUCUCUCAAAUUUGACACUUGAUCUAAGGUAGAAUUAAAUUGGCGAUGAAGGUGCAUCAGCCUUAGGUUCUGGUUUAAGAAAAUGCACUAAUCUCUCAAAUUUGGUACUUGAUCUUUAGUAGAAUUAAAUUGGUGAUUAAGGUGUAUCAGACUUAGGUUUUGGUUUAAGAAGGUGCACUAAUCUCUCAAAUUUAACUCUAGGUCUUUAGUUCAACUAAAUAAAUAAAUCAUAAAAAUUGAAAGUAAAGUGUCAUAAAUCAAAAAGAUUAGUUACCUUAAAAAUAAAAUAUUGA
This is a messenger RNA of Tetrahymena thermophila SB210, 1806 nucleotides long. Its product is annotated as kinase domain protein, putative. Gene Ontology annotation, cellular component: perinuclear region of cytoplasm; nucleus; cytosol. Gene Ontology annotation, biological process: activation of GTPase activity; nucleocytoplasmic transport. Gene Ontology annotation, molecular function: small GTPase binding; GTPase activator activity. The record is from RefSeq and is a predicted model, not a curated record. The transcript has 21 exons. NCBI's taxonomy places the organism in Eukaryota, Ciliophora, Oligohymenophorea, Hymenostomatida, Tetrahymenidae.